Molecule: messenger RNA, 1029 nt
Organism: Penicillium olsonii
Lineage: Eukaryota; Fungi; Ascomycota; Eurotiomycetes; Eurotiales; Aspergillaceae
Source: the annotation of a GenBank genome assembly
AUGUCUGUAUAUAUCACCGAAACCCCGAUUGUAGACGGGGUCAAGCCCGAUUGGAUCCACCCGAAUAUAAUCCAAAGCACCGACCCGAUCAAAGGCCGCCAGUUUCGAGUCUCCGGUCCCAUUCCCAAAGGCGCCUGUCUCCUCGUGGAUCGCCCCUACGCAAUAAUCCCCGUUGACGAAAACCCGGACAAUAUCAUCUGCAGCUAUCCCGCUUGUAAUCGACCGGCUCGCAAUACAGAGCGGAAUACAUGCCCGAACGCCUGCCUUCCAGACGUGAUUUGGUGCAGCAGGACGUGUCGAGUGGCUGAUGAAGUGCGCCAUGGGUUUGAAUGCGCUUGGCUCAAACGAUAUGCCGGCCCGAUUCGCUCCAAAUGGAGUGAAUAUGACUUUGGCAUGCUGUGGGUGAUUGUGCGCCUGCUUGCCAUGCGCCAUAGCCAAUUGCAUGGGUCAUCGAUAGCCAGUGGCGGUGCCACAGUUGAGCAAUCAAAAAUUGGCUGGGAGGGCAUUGACUCGCUCUGUGGAUCAUCGGAUACUUGGUCCCAUGACAAAGUGCGAAUGUGGUCUACGUUGGUAAAGAAGUACUUACAGAGCAGCUCUGCCCUCCCCCAUGGCAUGGAGACAGAUCGUGUUCUUCAUCUUAUAUGCCAAGAAGAAGCGAACUCUUUUGGUCUAUAUCCACGGGAAACUGGCCAUUUCCCUGUCCCCAAGCCUCCGGUCGAUCGCGGGGAACAGUACGGCGCAGCAGUGUAUCCCACUGCAGCAAUAGCUAACCACUCAUGCUUGCCAAACAUCAUUCAUAAAGCCGACGACAAAGGCCGCAUGGUUUUCACUGCAUCUCGCGAUAUCUUCCCCGGCGAGGAAUGCUGUAUCUCAUAUUUCGACCUGACUCAGUACAAUGACCUCAAAUCACGCCGCGAUCAUCUCCGGAAAUCAUUUCUCUUUGUGUGUCAGUGUCAAAGGUGCGUUGCGGAAGAGCCCGUCGAAGAACAGACUGAAUGGGCUGCUUUGCCGAUGAUGGAAUUGGUAUAA